This is a messenger RNA of Apiotrichum porosum, 1737 nucleotides long. RefSeq lists its product as uncharacterized. The record is from RefSeq and is a predicted model, not a curated record. The transcript is spliced from 3 exons. NCBI's taxonomy places the organism in Eukaryota, Fungi, Basidiomycota, Tremellomycetes, Trichosporonales, Trichosporonaceae. Bases 1 to 1737 code for a protein of 578 amino acids.
AUGCAACACUCGGUGCCCGCACGUCAUCGAUCGUCCUCCACCCCGGACCGGUCCCCGCACUCGCCCAUCUCGCCCAAACACUCGCGUCGCAUCCCGUCACCACCACCCCUGUCGGCAACGUUUCCACGCGGCGCGCGCUCUCCCAUCAUCUCCCCCUCGGCACUCCACAGCACAUCCUCCCUCCGCGACCCUCCCCCUAACGCUACCCCGCCCGGCGGUAGCCGCUCCCCCUCGGCGUCGGGCCCGCGCGACGACGACCGCGACGACCGCAGGAAGGGCAAGGGCCGUGAACGCGAACGCGAUGAACCCAUCGAGGACGACCUGCGCCCAGAAAAGCGAAGCAGGUUAGGCCGCACCGGCGGCGGCCGUCCUGGCAACGACUCGCCGUCCAAGCCUGUUAGCGGCCCGUCGCCGUCGUCCGAGACCGCGCCAUCCAAGAGGGGCCCUCCCCAGCUCCCGCCAAUCAAGCCUAUUGGCUUUGCAGCGUCGCGUGAGGCGCGCCGCGAGGACGGCACGGCCGACCGCGCCAUCCCGUCGCCUGUGGUCAUGGGCUUUGACUUUAAGACCAUUGACGAGGAGCAGCUCAAGACAGUUCGCGACACGAUUAGCAUCAAGGAGCAGCAACAGGCACUCAUUGCCCAGCGACGAAAGGAGAUGGCCGCUAGCCAGCCUACCACGCCGCGCGAGUUGACCUUUAAGGGAUGGACGCCCAAGGACCCCGAGAAGCGCGGUGUCGGGGCGCGUCGCGAGAAGAUCCGCGACAAGGUCGAGCGCAUGAGCAUUGUGACGACGUCAACCGACAAGGACGUUGUCCCCGGGUCCAAGAGCGCGCCGCUCAACCAAGGUCUGGCAUCACAGCAGCAGUCGCCGCGUGAGCCUCCUUCUGGAUCACAGACGGCGAUGCCUCACAACAUUCUUCCUCCGAUGCACUACCCGAGCCACGGCCACGGCGGGCAUGGCGGAGGCCACCACCUGGCCGACCUGCGGACUGCGCCCCUUAGCCACUCCCGGCGCCACCACGAGGAGAGUGCCUUUGCUAGGCAGCAACAGCCCUACUACCAGGCGCAACAGCAGGCGCAGCACCGCUCCGGCGCGUCGGGCUCGGCGUCGAACCAGUCUGCCAGCCGGUCGCAACAGCAGCAGCAGGACCCCCGGGGUGACCCUCGCUACCCUCCCGACCUUGGUCCGCGCUCCGCUCUGCCGCCUACGACUGCCGACCGUCGCAACUUUUCCGUUCCCAGCCUGCAGCAGCAGCACAGCAGCUCGCGGUACCCACUGUCACCGCACGCGCCGCCAGGCCCACCACCGCCUGGCCCGCCUCUGCCCGGUCCUGGUCCCGGUCCAUCGUCUGCGCGCCCGUCCAACGGCGUGAGCGGCCACCGCGCCAACGGCUACUCUGUCAGUCCCUCGCCUCCCAACCAUCUGCGCGAGCAGUUUCUGGCCCCCUUCAGCCAGCUGUACGACAUGCUGUCGUCUGUCGACGGACUGCGGUACCAGCUGCAGGACAUGAUCCACCGGACGGAACAGGCGUACCAGAACCAGAUGCAGGCCAACAACGAGUUCAAGUCGACAGCGGCCCAGGCAAGCUCGCUGCUCGGCACGCUGCAGCAGUCGGCCGACUCGCUCAAGGAAAUGGUCCGGUACGAGGUGGACCGCUCGGCCGGCGCGGACCGCCGCGAGGUGGACGAGCUGCGCGACCGUGUGCGCUCGCUCGAGGACAGGCUCUCCCAGCGUUGA